Molecule: messenger RNA, 1239 nt
Organism: Penicillium expansum
Lineage: Eukaryota; Fungi; Ascomycota; Eurotiomycetes; Eurotiales; Aspergillaceae
Product: succinate--CoA ligase subunit beta
Exons: 5
Coding region: 1-1239 (412 amino acids)
Biological process (GO): succinyl-CoA metabolic process; tricarboxylic acid cycle
Cellular component (GO): succinate-CoA ligase complex; mitochondrion
Molecular function (GO): succinate-CoA ligase (ADP-forming) activity; ATP binding
Source: RefSeq, a predicted model, not a curated record
AUGAUUACCUGGAGCUCCAUUGCGCGCACCUUCCAGCGGUUCAAACUACCAGUUCCACCGGGGUUCCUUGUUACAACCCCAGAGCAAGCCAGGCAUGUUGUCUCUGUGAUAAGUAAGUCCACACCAUCCUCUCCAGUUCCCCGUGCUACCGAAACCAACAUCCCGUCAGAUGGACCAUCAAUGAUAAAAGCCCAAGUCCUCGCUGGUGGCCGCGGCAAAGGCAAAUUCAACAGCGAUGGUAAAAGCGGCGUCCGUCAGGUCUACUCACCAGAUGAAGCCUUCAAAAGCGCCACCAACAUGCUCGGGUACUACCUAACAACAGCGCAAACCCCAGAAGACGGACUCCGCGUCGACAAGCUCUACAUCUACAAAGCUAUGUCCAUCGCACAGGAAUUCUACCUCGCAAUGACAUUUGAUCGACAGCACGCCUCACCAGUACUACUAAUCUCCUCAUCCGGCGGAACGGAUAUCGAAUCAAACGUCGACAAGCUGCACAAACUCUGGUUCGGACUUUCGACCGGCAUCACCGACGAGAUCGAUGCAUAUAUCCAAGCCGAGCUUGGAUUCUCGGAUCUCGAGAUGAAGGAUAUACACCGGAUCCUGGUGCGGAUGGUCAAGUUGUUCAAGGAGAAAGACGCGACACUACUUGAGUUGAAUCCGCUGGUGCGUACGGAGGAAGGGGAGUUCAUUUGUCUGGAUGCUAAGUUCGGGUUUGAUAAUGCGGCGCGGUAUAGACAGGAGGGGAUCUUUGCAUUGGAGGAACGAUCGCCGGAACAAGAGGAGGAACAUCAGUUGGCAGAAAUGGGGCUGAGUUAUGUGCGGCUUGAUGGGAAUAUUGGGAAUAUUGUUAAUGGCGCUGGGUUGGCGAUGGCGACUAAUGAUCUUAUUAGUUUGUAUGGAGGGAAAUGUGCGAACUUUUUGGAUGUUGGGGGUGCGGCGACGAAGGAGACUUUGUCAAAGGCUUUUGGGGUUUUGAUGAGGGAUCGGAGGAUUAAGGGGAUUUUGAUCAAUAUUUAUGGUGGUAUUGUGCGAUGUGAUAUGAUUGCUGAGGCGAUUGUUGCUGCUGCUAGUGAGAUGGGGGGUUUCAAAUGCCCCGUUGUGGUUCGGUUGCAGGGGACUAAUUCCGAAAAGGGAUUGAAGCUGAUCGAACAAUCUGGGUUGGAUAACUUGGUUGUAGAAGCCGACUUUGAGAAAGCUGCUCGAAUGAUCGUGAAGCAAACAACCGGGGUUGAAUUGUAA